Molecule: messenger RNA, 2474 nt
Organism: Triticum urartu
Lineage: Eukaryota; Viridiplantae; Streptophyta; Magnoliopsida; Poales; Poaceae
Product: HIPL1 protein
Source: RefSeq, a predicted model, not a curated record
GAGAGCGAGCGAAGCUACAAUUCUAGUAUUAUAGUAGUCUCAUCGCACAUGGAUUGAUCCCACACAGAGCCGCAGAGCAGCUUCCUGCCCCCUUCCGCAGCUCAGAUGCCGACGACGCCGACGGGCCGCCGCCCGCCCCCGGCCGCCGUCCUCCUCCAUUGCUGCUGCCUCAUCUUGCUCUGCUGCUGCUGCUUCUUCCCGGCCUGCCGCGCCUUCCCGCUCUGCACCGACGCCAGGGCGCCGCUGCCGCUCAACGGGACGCUCGCCUUCUGCGGCAACGCCCCCGGCGCCACCUGCUGCGACGCCGCCGAUGACGAGGCCCUGCGGGACCAGCUCCGAGCCGCCAACGUCUCCGACGCCGCAUGCGCCGCCGUCCUCAAGUCCCUCCUCUGCGCGAAAUGCAAUCCCUAUUCUGCUGAGCUGUUCGACGCCGGGCCGAAGAUCCGUACGAUCCCGUUCCUGUGCAACUCAGCCUCCUCGGCGACCUCUGCUCAUCAGUCCAAGGAAUCAACAGUACAUGACUACUGCAAGCUAGUCUGGGACACCUGCAAGGACGCGACGAUACUCAACUCCCCUUUCCAGCCUCCCCUGCAAGGUGGUGGGAAGCUGCCUAGCUCAUCAUCGAAGCUCACUGAUGCCUGGCAGUCUGAGAGCGACUUCUGCACGUCGUUUGGUGGCGCGCCCAGCAAUCGGUCCGUGUGCUUCAGUGGGAGCACAGUGUCAUUCAACGCUACCCAGCCUUCGGCGUCUCCGAAAGGGGUAUGCCUAGAGAGGAUCGACAACGGGUCCUACGCCUACCUCAACAUGGUUCCUCACCCUGAUGGGUCUAACAGGGUCUUCCUGGGCACCCAAGCUGGGAAGAUACUGCUGGCAACCGUCCCGGAUCAGGGGUCCGGCGGCACGCUGCAGUUCAGUGAGGCGGGCCUGUUUGUCGACCUGACUGACCAGGUGCAUUUCGACUCGACGUUCGGGCUAAUGGGCAUGGCGUUUCACCCCGACUUCGCGACCAACGGGCGCUUCUUCGCAUCCUACAACUGUGACAGGACAAAGUCACCCAGCUGUUCUGGUAGGUGUUCCUGCAAUUCUGAUGUGGGCUGUGAUCCCUCGAAGCUUGGCACCGAUAAUGGCGCCCAACCGUGCCAGUAUCAAGUCGUUGUGUCAGAAUAUUCUGCUAAAGGCUCAUCGUCAAAUGUUUCUGAGGUAACUUCUGCCGAUCCAACUGAAGUCAAAAGGAUUUUUACCAUGGGGUUGCCUUAUACAAAUAAUCAUGGAGGUCAGAUACUUUUUGGGCCUACGGAUGGAUACCUCUAUCUCAUGAUGGGUGACGGUGGACAGAAAGGAGAUCCUUUUAAUUUUGCGCAGAACAAAAAGUCGCUUCUGGGGAAAAUUAUGAGGCUUGACAUCGACAGUACGCCGGGACUCGGUAAAGUCACUAACCAAAGCUUAUGGGGUAAGUAUUCCAUUCCAAAAGACAACCCGUUCUCCGACGAUAGUGGCUUGGCACCAGAAAUUUGGGCAUUGGGUGUUAGAAACCCAUGGAGAUGCAGCUUUGAUCUUGACAGGCCUUCCUACUUCUACUGUGCAGAUACUGGUCAGGACCAAUACGAAGAGGUUGAUUUGAUCUCCAAGGCCGGAAACUAUGGAUGGCGUAUAUAUGAGGGUCCAUUGGUGUACAAUCCACCGUGGACACCUGGAGGAAACACAUCACUCAAGUCCGUAAAUGUCAUUUCUCCUAUUAUGGGAUACAGCCAUUCUGACGUCAAUAAAAACAUUGGAUCUGCGUCGAUCAUGGGUGGUUAUGUCUACCGAGGAGCCACCGACCCCUGCCUGUAUGGAAGGUACCUGUAUGCUGACCUUUACGCAUCAGCCAUGUGGACUGGCACGGAGACCCCGGAGGGCAGUGGGAACUACACCUCCAGUCUCAUCUCCUUCAGCUGCUCCAAGAACUCUCCCAUCCCCUGUGACAGCGCCGCUGGGAGCCCUCUCCCGUCGCUCGGUUACAUAUAUUCCUUCGGCGAGGAUAACAACAAGGACAUCUACGUCUUGGCAAGCAAAGGCGUCUACCGGGUUGUCCGCCCCAGCCUCUGCAGCUACACUUGCCCGACAGAGAAACCUGAGACGAACAAUGGGAAGGCACCCGCCGGUCCUUCAUCAAAUGCGCCAGCAGCAAUAGGAAUGGGCAUGAAAAUGGGAGCUCUGUUGCUCUCUGCCGCCACGUCCUUUGUUUUGAUGAGAUAGGAGGAUCCUACUACGUCGAUUAUGUCUUGGUAUUCCGUAAGAUCAAUCCUCACAUUUUAGCAUGUAUUAGCAGUACAAUAAUAAGUCAGCAAUAUUUCCUUGUACAGUUAGGAGUAUGAAUCAUGACACAUGGGCCUAUGAGGAUUAGAUUCUGAAACUUAAUAUCAGUCUCUGUAUGAGCAUAAUACCUCGUUAUACAUUAUAUUUUUGAAGCCACUGGGCUUGCAUUCGAUUCC